Messenger RNA from Laetiporus sulphureus 93-53, 1274 nucleotides. Its product is annotated as mitochondrial carrier. Gene Ontology annotation, molecular function: pyrimidine nucleotide transmembrane transporter activity. Lineage: Eukaryota; Fungi; Basidiomycota; Agaricomycetes; Polyporales; Laetiporaceae. Gene Ontology annotation, cellular component: mitochondrion. The record is from RefSeq and is a predicted model, not a curated record. Gene Ontology annotation, biological process: pyrimidine nucleotide import into mitochondrion. The transcript has 4 exons. Bases 37 to 1017 code for a protein of 326 amino acids.
AUCUCUCCCGUCCGUAGUCCCCUCAGGGCGACGACCAUGUCUGACACGCCACCAGACAUAGUGGCGAGUCCGCCAAACACUGGCCUGCUCCCGUCAAAAGCAUGGCAGCAUUUUGUCGCCGGAGGCCUUGGCGGAAUGUGCGGGGCCAUCGUUACGAGCCCAUUUGAUGUAGUCAAGACGCGAUUACAGUCCGACAUGUUCAAAAUGAAACAAUCGUCUCUAGGUCUGGCUGCCAAUGGUGUUGUUGUCACGCCUCACCGACCCAACAUCCUCUGGCACUUUGUGGAGACUAGUAACAUCAUUCGAGAUAUCUACAGAGAAGAGUCUUUCCAAGCAUUGUUCAGAGGUCUUGGUCCUACGCUAGUGGGCGUAAUCCCAGCGCGUUCUAUCAAUUUCUUCGUAUAUGGCAACGGCAAGCACGUCAUCGCGACUCAAUUCAAUCACGGGCGGGAGAACUCGUACGUGCACCUCAGCGCAGCCGCGGUCGCGGGCAUCGCGACUAGCACCGCGACAAAUCCGAUAUGGGUAGUCAAGACGCGCUUACAACUCAGCCAGUCAUCUGGACAACCUAUCGUUGGUGGAUCCUGGGAGACGAUUAAGCAGAUCUACCGAGGAGAGGGCAUCCGUGGAUUCUACAAGGGCUUGAGCGCGAGCUACCUAGGCGUCACUGAGGGCACGAUACAGUGGACACUCUAUGAGCGGCUCAAGCUCCUCACAGCCGGCACGCAGGGCAAGGGGGGCGUGCAGGAGUGGUUAGGCAUGCUGGGCAGUGCAGGAACUGCGAAAUGUGUCGCCAGUCUGAUUACGUACCCGCAUGAGGUCAUACGAACACGACUUCGACAACCACUUGUUGAUGGUAAGGUCAAAUAUCACGGCCUCAUCCAGACGCUACGACUCGUCAUUGCGGAGGAGGGCGUCCGUUCGCUAUAUGGAGGGCUGAGCGCACACCUGAUGCGCGUCAUCCCUAAUGCUGCGGUAAUGUAUUCUAUUUAUGAAGCCGCGCUUAGGUGGUCAUAAUCGAGCCCGUCGUCUCUCUUGGGUUGCGGCCGUCCGCGACUGGCGUCCUCCUUACCCGUAUAAUACUCUCGUUUACGACACCACGCAUAGACCCAUCCCCAUUCACGCAUCUAGGUCGAAAAGUAAUCCUACGUGAUAUGCACUAUAAUGCACACUUACAUUCUUGUAUGAUACCCGUAGAGUCGUUAUUUGAACGAAGGGCUUUAGCUCUGUGUAGUGCAUUUCAUGCCACCGCUCUCACAAAGGGCCUUUCUCUG